This is a messenger RNA of Selaginella moellendorffii, 480 nucleotides long. Its product is annotated as pentatricopeptide repeat-containing protein At4g02750-like. The transcript is spliced from 2 exons. The record is from RefSeq and is a predicted model, not a curated record. Gene Ontology annotation, molecular function: protein binding; RNA binding. The coding region runs from base 1 to 480 and encodes 159 amino acids. NCBI's taxonomy places the organism in Eukaryota, Viridiplantae, Streptophyta, Lycopodiopsida, Selaginellales, Selaginellaceae. Gene Ontology annotation, biological process: RNA modification.
AUGGUUACCGCAUUUCACCAUAAAGGGGAUCUGGAUAGUGCGAAAGAGUUGUUUGAUAAGAUGCCUGAGAGAAAUCCGGUUUCUUGGGGUGCUCUGAUGGCGGCUUACGCAGUGCACAACCGGCUUGAAGAAGUGAAGCGUUUGUUUGAUGCGAUGGAGAAAUCAAACGUUUACGUCUACACUGUGAUGAUCACUGCGUAUGCCAAAGCAGGGGAAAUUGCAAAUGCGGAGAGGAUGUUUGCUCUCAUGCCUGAGAAGGACGUAAUCGCUCAAACUACAAUGCUGCAAGCGUUUGCUCACAAUGGUCUUGUUGAGAAGCUCGAAAGGAUCAAACCAAACGAGAUAACUUUCAUCGCAGCACUGGGUGCCUGUGCUGACGCCGGCAAGCUUGAAACUGGACAAGCGUUCCACGCCAAGAUCAUCGAUCAAGGACCAAUGCAUCCAGGUCUUGCUGGUGAAUAUGUAUGGGAAAUGCCGUAG